This is a messenger RNA of Arabidopsis thaliana (thale cress), 2553 nucleotides long. It is a transcript of the gene SRF5, whose product is annotated as STRUBBELIG-receptor family 5. The record is from RefSeq and is marked reviewed. Gene Ontology annotation, cellular component: plasma membrane; membrane; plasmodesma. Gene Ontology annotation, molecular function: ATP binding. The coding region runs from base 156 to 2255 and encodes 699 amino acids. The transcript is spliced from 15 exons. Lineage: Eukaryota; Viridiplantae; Streptophyta; Magnoliopsida; Brassicales; Brassicaceae.
UGGUCAUUCUUGUCCAAACCUCAACAAUGUCUCUAUCCCUAAAUCCAAUCACAAUGGCACAUUAUCUCAAACCCUCGUCGUCUUGUCCGUGAAGCAAACCAAAAAGCACAACACUAACUUUGGAAACCCAUUUUCUAUCUUUCUUGCAAAUCAAGAUGACGCAGAAGCUCGUACGCCUUGUGAUCGUCUCUCUGGCUAUUACUGUCACUUUACUUCAAGCAAAAACCGAUAACCAAGAAGUCUCCGCGUUGAACGUAAUGUUCACGAGCUUAAAUUCGCCGUCGAAACUCAAAGGUUGGAAAGCUAACGGAGGUGAUCCCUGCGAAGAUUCUUGGGAAGGCGUCAAAUGCAAAGGCUCUUCGGUCACUGAAUUACAGUUAUCAGGCUUUGAGCUAGGUGGAUCUCGCGGUUAUCUACUAAGCAACCUCAAAUCUCUCACAACUUUUGAUCUCAGCAAAAACAAUCUCAAAGGAAACAUACCUUAUCAACUCCCACCCAACAUUGCCAAUCUAGACUUUUCUGAAAACGAACUCGAUGGAAACGUGCCCUACUCGUUAUCUCAAAUGAAAAAUCUCCAAAGCAUUAAUCUUGGACAAAACAAGCUCAAUGGAGAACUACCAGAUAUGUUUCAGAAACUGUCCAAACUCGAAACUCUGGACUUUUCGUUGAAUAAACUCUCUGGGAAAUUACCUCAGAGUUUUGCUAAUCUCACAAGCCUCAAAAAACUACACUUGCAGGAUAAUCGAUUCACAGGCGACAUAAACGUUCUCAGGAACCUUGCCAUCGAUGACUUGAACGUCGAAGACAACCAGUUUGAAGGAUGGAUACCUAAUGAGCUUAAGGACAUAGACAGUUUACUGACUGGAGGUAACGACUGGUCAACUGAAACUGCUCCACCACCACCACCGGGUGUUAAAUAUGGCCGAAAAUCUUCGGGUUCGAAAGACGGAGGAGGUAUAACCGCCGGAACUGGAAUGGUGAUCGCUGGAGCAUGUUUAGGCGUUCUUGUGUUGAUCAUUGUUUUAAUUGCGCUCGUUUCCAAGAAAAAAUCAUCUCUCUCACCUCAUUUCAUCGACGAAGAUAACAGUCAUCACACCCCAAAGUUCAAAUCUCUCACCUCGCAUGGAUCUGCGCAAGAGCUUCGUGUUGAUUUCGGCAACGAUUACAAAGAUGGGAAAUCUGGAGAUUCGGGUGAUGAAAAUAUCCAUAGGAUAGGAUCAAAGGGACUAAAACAUUAUGUUUCGUCGCGUGUGAUGUCUUUCACUGAUACCGAAUUUGCGAACAAGCUCAAUGCAAAACGAACCACUUCAACUCGUUCCGCUGUGGAAUUCGAGCUCUCUGAUUUGCAAAGCGCAACAGCCAAUUUCUCACCUGGAAAUCUACUAGGGGAAGGCUCAAUCGGACGUGUUUACAGAGCCAAAUAUUCCGACGGACGUACUUUGGCGGUUAAGAAGAUCGAUUCAACGUUGUUUGAUUCGGGUAAAUCAGAAGGAAUAACGCCGAUUGUAAUGAGCCUCUCAAAGAUUAGGCAUCAAAAUAUAGCAGAGCUCGUAGGCUAUUGCUCAGAGCAAGGUCACAACAUGUUAGUCUACGAAUACUUCAGGAAUGGCUCACUCCAUGAGUUCCUUCAUUUGUCAGAUUGCUUCAGUAAACCCUUGACUUGGAACACAAGAGUCAGAAUCGCCUUGGGAACCGCUCGAGCCGUUGAGUACCUGCACGAGGCAUGUUCACCUUCUGUGAUGCAUAAGAAUAUCAAGUCUUCUAACAUUUUGCUAGACGCAGAUCUCAACCCUCGUCUCUCAGAUUACGGCCUCUCAAAAUUCUACCUUAGAACGAGUCAAAAUCUAGGAGAAGGAUACAAUGCACCAGAAGCCAGGGACCCUUCUGCUUAUACACCAAAGAGUGACGUCUACAGCUUUGGCGUCGUCAUGUUAGAGCUUCUCACCGGUCGAGUUCCAUUUGACGGAGAGAAGCCAAGGCCGGAGAGAUCGUUGGUACGGUGGGCGACACCACAACUUCACGACAUAGAUGCAUUGUCGAAUAUAGCGGAUCCAGCUCUGCACGGACUUUACCCACCAAAAUCAUUGUCAAGAUUCGCCGACAUUAUCGCAUUAUGUGUUCAGGUGGAACCGGAGUUCCGACCACCGAUGUCAGAAGUUGUGGAGGCGCUUGUACGGAUGGUUCAACGGUCAAGUAUGAAGCUUAAAGAUGAUCUUUCAUCGUCUUAUCGAGCCCACGACGAUUAUGAUUACUAGAGUUAAGAAGAAAGAGUAGUGACAUUAUAUAUUUAUAAGACAAGAUAUAUAGUUAAUAAUUUUCUUGACACAAAACAAGAGAAGACUAAAUCAUUAUUUAUUCAUUCAAAUAUUUUUGUGUUCAUCUUUUAAUAUUCGGUGUAUUCCGUCGCUGGAAAAACAUUCAUCUCAUUUAAAAAGAAAAAAAUUACAUAAAUAAGUAAAUGAUUAAUUAACGAUAAACACAACUUUUCGGUAUUCUGCGAGUGCCCAUAAUGGGAAGGUGUUUCUGUAUGUAGCAUAGUGUAGCAUGCAUGUA